Prosopis cineraria is the source of this 2379-nucleotide messenger RNA. RefSeq lists its product as uncharacterized. The record is from RefSeq and is a predicted model, not a curated record. NCBI's taxonomy places the organism in Eukaryota, Viridiplantae, Streptophyta, Magnoliopsida, Fabales, Fabaceae.
UCGCAACUUUUCGAUAAGGAUUCGUCUUGAUGCAACUUCUUAUUGGAAAGACCAAUGGAUGCAAGAACUGUUACAGAAAUCCCAUAGUCGGUAUCAUUUUAAGAACUUGACAAAAUAGUGUGGAGAAAAGAGAUGGCUGUUGCGGGUAAAACUGGAAACUUGCUUGAACGCCUGGUAAGAGAAGGAUCCUUUAAAUGGUUGCUUGGCAAGAGCAGUUAUUUUGACGAAGAAUUUGAGGAGAUGAGAAACUCACCAUCUGCUGGGAGCAAUUGGAUACACGAGCUCUCUCCAAUUGCUAACAUAGUUGUUCGUAGAUGCUCCAAAACCCUUGGAAUCUCUUCAAGUGAGCUUCAAGAGGGCUUCGAUCAAGAGGCUUCUGAUUCUAUAAAGCAACCAUUGCGAUUUGCAAGAAAUUUUUUGGAAUAUUGCUGCUUCAGGGCACUUGCUUUGUCAGCACAAGUGAGUGGUCAUCUGCCUGAUAAAAUGUUCCGACGCUUGACAUAUGACAUGAUGAUAGCCUGGGAGAUCCCAGAUGCUGCUGACCGACCUUUAAUUAAUGUGGAUGAGGACAUAUCAGUUGGUUUAGAAGCUUUCUGUCGAAUAGCUCCUGCAGUUCCAAUCAUUGCUAAUGUCAUCAUAAGUGAAAAUAUUUUUGACGUGCUGAGUGCAUCAACCGGUGGACGCCUAAAGUUCUCUGUCUAUGACAAGUACCUAAGUGGUCUAGAAAGAGCAAUAAGAAAAAUGAGGAGCAAUUCAGACUCAUCUCUACUCUCUGCCCUUCGAUCAUCUAGAGGUGAGAAGAUUCUGGAGGUUGAUGGAACAGUCACUACACAACCAGUGCUUGAACAUGUAGGAUUAUCUGCAUGGCCAGGCCGGCUAAUCCUGACAGACCAUGCACUUUAUUUUGAAGCACUUCUUGUUGUAAAAUAUGACAAGCCAAAGAAAUAUGAUUUAGCGGAUGAUCUAAAACAGGUCAUUAAACCUGAGAUGACUGGGCGAUUGGGUACUCGACUUUUUGACAAGGCAGUCUUCUAUAACUCAGCAUCCCUAUCAGAACCAGUUGUUAUGGAAUUUCCAGAGUUUAAAGGUCAUGCUCGUCGUGAUUACUGGUUAGCUAUCAUACAAGAGAUUCUGUUUGUUCAUAAAUUUAUAAACAAGUAUAACAUCAAAGGAGUUGCUCGCAAUGAAGUACUUUUGAAGGCUGUUUUAGGAGUUUUGCGUUUACAAGCCAUUCAAGAUAUUAGCUCUGCAAUCCCUAAAGAGUUCAAGGCUCUUCUGAUGUUUAAUCUUUGCGAUCAACUUCCAGGCGGAGACUUGAUAUUAGAAUCCUUUGCAAAUAUGUCAAACUUAAGGGAUUUAGAUUGCAGCAGUGAUUCUAGGGCUGGAAGUGUAAUGAAUUCCAUCUCAGCUUUAGACAUGGUUCCUAACUUGGGAUUUGUUUUUGGUACAAGUACAAACACCUCCAAAGAAAGCAGGCUUGCUGUGGGCGAGAUAUCUGUUGGAGAAAUGACUUCAUUGGAAAAGGAAGUUAAAGAAUCAAAGAGCAACUACAAAAAGGUAGAAUCUGCAAAGGCAACAGUUGAUGGAGUUAAAGUUGAUGGUAUUGACACUAACUUGGCUGUCAUGAAGGAGCUACUUUAUCCCAUAGAUGAACUUGGGAAGUCUCUUAAAUCUUUAGCAUAUUGGGAUGAUCCGUGGAAGUCUCUGGGACUCUGUUUGGUCUUCAUUUAUAUUAUCUCCAGGGGAUGGAUUGGGUAUGCGGUAGCACUGAUGCUUCUGUUCCUUUCAGCUUUUAUGAUAAUGACAAGAUAUUUUAGCCAGGGUAGGCCUGUGGAAGGAGUUAAAGUAAUAGCUCCUCCUCCAAUGAAUACCAUGGAGCAGCUUCUGGCUGUUCAGAAUGCCAUCACUCACGGCGAACAGUUGGUGAAGUAUGGUAACGUCAUUUUGCUCAAACUACGUGGCUUAUUUCUCUCUAUUUUCCCUCAGGCCACGGAGAAGUUUGCCUUUGCUCUUGUAGCAACGGCCUUGGUUCUGGCUUUGUUGCCCAGUAAAUACAUAGUUCUAGUUGUGUUUUUGGAGAUAUUCACAAGGUAUUCGCCGCCAAGAAAAGCUACCACGGAGAGACGGUCCAGGAGACUCCAGGAAUGGUGGUUCAGUAUACCUGCGGCGCCUUUUGUGCUUGAAAGAGAUAACGACGACAAGAAAAGGAACUAGUGUCCCCAAGGAUGAAAUUCUUUGUCAUGUUCUGUACAUACGCUUGUGUAGCGUUUCUUGAAUACUUUUGGCUAAUUGCAGUUUUGCCUUAAACCAUGUUUACAGAUCAAUUAUAUCUAAAUCACUCCCUCAAUCGAACAUCAUAAAACAUUAUAAUUUAUUUUA